AAAAGGAAAAACCCAAAUGAAGGGGAUUGAAGAAGCUACAAACACAACACAUGAUAUUGAAAGCGGCCUUAGAAGAUCAAAAACAGAGCCAAAGAAAGCAAUCGGCUUCUUUUUCUUUUAUCAAACUCACACCUGUGAUUAAACUGUUGAAAAUCCAUACAAAUCUCUCUUCCUCUCUAUCUCUUUCUCUCUCUUCCCUUUGAUUUUUGCCUUCCAACCCAAGGAAAUAAACUCCCACCUCAAAAAUACUCUUCCCACUUUCCAUUUCAAUCCCAUUCAUACUUCCCCAAAUUCAGUAUGAUCGUUGUUUCUGCAUUGGGUUUCAAUCGGUCUGCCAUUGAUGGGCGGCCUCGAGCUUUCAAAGGAAACCUGUGUUCUUGACCCUCUAAAUCAACAGACCCAGCUCCGACUUCCAGAUUUAUGAUGAUUCAAUUUCUUUGAGUUGCCAAAACCUUGCCCAUAGGACAUGAAUUCAUCAAGCUUCCACGAUAAUGCUUCUGGGUCUUCGAAUUCUUAUGAUGGGUAUUCCAACUUUAGUUUCGUUACGCAAUCGGUUCCUCGAUCGAAGUCUGGUCUUACGAGGCCGAGGAUGACGAAGGUGAGAAGGCAAGCGAAUUCACAGGAUUUCAGGUCUGCGGCGGCGUUCCCGGAAAUGUUUCGGCCGUCCACCGGGAAUUCAUUGCCAGUAUCGUUUUGGGGUGGUCAGGAUUCUGUCUCCGGUAAAUCGGGUGGGAUUGAGAAUCAGCCAUUUGUAUUUGGAGAAAAUAGGAGCACCACCAGCUCGAAUUUGGAGAGGUCAGAAAGAGAAGUUUUUGAUGGAAUGAAGAAAUUGAAUAUCGCAAGUGUAGAUGAGGCUCCGAUUGCUAGAGAUGGGAAAUUCAGCUUCAAUGGAGGUAAUAGCAGUAAAACCGAGGUUUCUGAUAAAGGAGGCGACAAAGCCAUUGAAUCAAAGCUUCCGGAUGACAUGGGGAAAUUGAACAUUGAAGAAGGGCAAGGUAAUGCUGCACGAAUUGACAAAACUAGAAAUGAACGUUCGAGGUUGAGAUCAAAUGAACAGGCUAAAUUUGGUCUGUGGAGCAGUAAUGUUGGUGAUCCUCUAGUUUCAGAACUCCCUAACAAGUUGGAGCAUUUGAACAUUAAAGAUAUUGGCAGUGCUGCAUUUAAAGCUGAUGGUGUGGAUAUAUUCGGAUUGGACAAGGGUAAGGGUGUUACAAGCUUUGAUGUUGGAAGCUCAGCAGAUUCUCUCCCCGAGAAGAUAAAAGGUUUGAACAUAAAGGGCACAUCGAAUUCAACAAAUAUCAACACCCACAAGGAAGAAAAAUUUGUCCCUGAAAGCAACCAAAGGACCGGUGGUAAUUUUGUUGAGCAAAAGGAUACUUUGUUGUCGAGAAAGAUGGAGGAGAUGAAACUAGAUAAAAGGACGCCUUCAUCUGGAGGAAUUGCAGAGACGACAGAAGUGCAAAGUUCUAGCGAUUUAGAUCGAAAUCCUAAUCAACCAUUGGCCACAGACAUUAAAUCUCAGAAGGAGUACAAGGACAUGGGAGGUAAUCAGGUUCCUACAUAUGCACAAAAGGACGGGAAUGAUCAAAAUGGUAUGGCUAUGCCUUCUUCAAUAUUUUAUAGUGAUAUGCAAUUUAAUGCUGUUGGUAGUACAUUUCAAGUAAAGGAUACAAACAGAAACAAAGAAACAUUUUGCUUUCGCUCUAGGACUAAACAAGAAAAUCCUGGAUCAUCUUUUGUAGAAUUUGAAACGCCAGAUGUCAAAACAAACAUUUUUUCUGCUGGAAUGGGUCAAAAUUUUCAGUUCAAUGCACAGAGAGAUCCAAUUAAAGAAUUUGGACCAAAGAGUAGCAGUGGAAGAUAUAAUCCUACCACGGUACAGUUGCAUGUUGAUCACGAAACUCUGGACUUUGUUUCAAGGGAAAGGGAUCCUCUGGAGAGAGACAAGGCAUCUGAACCCUAUUCACCAAUGGAUGUUUCACCAUAUCAGGAAACGUUAGCUAGUGAUCCAAUCUCUCGUGAAAAUUCUGUGACAUCCAAUGAAUCACUGAAUCUUGACAACAACUCUGUUGAAUUUGAUGAGUUACAACCUGAGGUCUUAACUGAUGUUAUAGAUGAAGAUCUGCUUAACGCUGCAAAAAACUUAAAUAUAAGUGAACCUGCUUUGAGUGCGACUGAAGUAGAAGGAGAUGGUGGCUCUCUUUACCAUUCUUAUACCAACCGUGGUGCUGAAGGUCCUCUGGAAGAAUCUGUUUCAGGUGCAGAUACUGAAAGCUACAAAUCUGCAAAUGAAGAGUUGGAUUUAAGUGGUGAUCUAGCAGCUAUUUCAGAAGAAACAGAAGCCAGUUCAAGUUUGAAAUUUGAGAGGCAGGAUAGCGAUGACAGGAAGCAAUUUAGUUUUGCUUCAAAUUCAGAGGAUACUUCCAGGUCGAAUUUUAUAUUUGCUGCCUCUUCUGCUGCUCAAGGUCAAUUAUCUACAUCCAAACGCCAAUAUAAAAAGAAAAGUUGGGGAAAAGUUGGUCAAGAUUCUCAUAUGUCCCCAACACUUGGUAUUGAAGUUCCAUUGUCGUCAUCUUCUGCGCAAUUCGUUACAUUUUCUGGGAAUUCAUCACCGAUAUCGUCUCAGAAAAGUCAAAAAGGAGAUCCAUCUAUGGCUCAACACAAAUAUGGAGUUGACUCUUGGGUGAACAAAGGCCCGGAGAUGAAGCAAGAGUCUGUUUCUACUAUAGCAGCAACUGUUGCUGCCCAGGAGGCUUGUGAAAAGUGGAGAUUGAGAGGCAACCAGGCAUAUGCAAGUGGUGAUUUAUCCAAGGCUGAGGAUCAUUACACUCAAGGGGUGAAUUGUAUUUCAAGAGAUGAAUCGUCUAGAAGCUGUCUCAGGGCUUUGAUGCUUUGUUAUAGCAAUCGUGCAGCAACUAGAAUGUCUCUGGGAAGAUUGAGAGACGCAAUCAGUGACUGUACAAUGGCUGCUGCUAUAGAUCCUGGCUUUUAUAAAGUGUACCUUAGAGCUGCAAACUGUUACCUUGGCCUUGGGGAAGUUGAGAAUGCGAUACAAUAUUUCAAGAAAUGCCUACAGCCUGGAAAUGAUAUCUGUGUGGACCGCAAAAUUGUAGUGGAAGCAUCUGAUGGCUUGCAAAAUGCUCAGAAAGUGUCUGAAUGCAUGAAACGUUUAGCCGAACUUCAGCUAAGAAGCACAUCCAGCGAUAUGCAGAGUGCGCUGGAAUUAAUUUCUGAGGCUUUGGUAAUAAGCUCAUGCUCAGAAAAAUUACAUGAAAUGAAAGCAGAGCUUCGAAGAUAUGAGGAGGUGAUUCAGUUUUGUGAGCAGACUCUAGAUUCUGCUGAAAAAAAUUCUUGUUCAGAAGAUUUAGUCAGUCAAACCUCUAAUCUGGAUGCUUCUGAAAUCUUAAAGAAGUUUUACUUCAGGAUUUGGCGAUGCCGCUUGACACUCAAGUCCUACUUCCUUCUGGGAAAACUUGAGGAAGGUCUGGCUUCUUUAGAAAUGCAAGAGGAGAGAGCGUCUACAAUGGUUGGGAAUGGGAGAAAGUUUCUGGAGACAUCAAUACCUCUAGCCAUUACCAUGAGGGAGCUCCUUCGUCACAAGGCUGCUGGGAAUGAAGCAUUUCAGGCAGGGAGGUAUGCAGAAGCCGUUGAACAUUAUACAGCUGCUUUGUCAUGCAAUGUCGAGUCACGUCCCUUCACAGCUGUUUGUUUUUGCAAUCGGGCUGCUGCAUACAAAGCUCAGGGCCAAGUUAUUGAUGCUAUUGCCGAUUGUAGUCUUGCUAUAGCCCUUGAUGAAGAGUAUUUCAAGGCAAUUUCUAGACGGGCCAUUUUGUAUGAAAUGAUUAGAGAUUACGGUCAAGCAGCUAAUGAUCUCCAAAAGCUUGUAUCACUUUUCUCGAAGGAAUUAGAGAAGACAUUUCAGUAUGCUACUUCUGAUAGAUCAAGUACCAGUACAAAUGAUUUGAGACAAGCUCGUCUCCGGCUUGCAGAAGUUGAAGAAGAAUCAAGAAAGGAAAUUCCAUUGGACAUGUACCUUAUUCUGGGAGUUGAUCCAUCUGCAUCUUCAGCUGAAAUUAAGAAGGCGUACAGGAAAGCUGCUCUCAGAUACCAUCCAGACAAGGCUGGCCAAUCCUUGGCUAGAGCAGACAAUGGAGAUAAUGUGCUAUGGAAGGAUAUAGCUGGAGGAGUCCACAAAGAUGCUGAUAAACUUUUUAAAAUGAUUGGAGAGGCAUAUGCAGUACUCUCAGAUCCUAUUAAGCGCUCACGAUACGAUGCGGAAGAAGAGAUGAGGACUGCCCAGAAGAAACGCAAUGGAAGCAGCACCCCUAGAUCACAUACAGAUGUUCAUCAAAGUCAUCAAUUUGAAAGAAACAGCGUUAGGCCUCAGUGGCAAGAUCUAUGGAGAGCUUAUGGCGCUCGAGGAUCGGAAUUUCCUCGAUCAACCAGGUAUUCGUAAGAACUCUACACCAACACGUCAUGAUAGAAUUCAGGCUUUCAAAUGAGGUUUUACACUAGGGCUCAUCAAAUAAUUGAUCGUUUGGUCAAGAAAUCCAGCAGCAGUUUUGACCCCUCUUAGUGAAACCGGCCAAAAGUUGAAAAUUGGUUCAUAGGGAAUCUUGAUGGCUAAAUCUCGCAAAAGAGGUGGAGGUUUGAUCUGAUCCUUAACACAUCAAUCUUGAUGCCAUGGAGGAAGUAAAAUGAAUGUGUUUCAGUUUUUCAUUUCCAGCUAGUAGCUUGUUCAUAUGAUUGAGAGUGAUAGAUUUGAUUAUAGAGUGAAAAAGAAAAGAAGAAAAAGAGGAAACGUAACAUUAUAAAACAAAACAAAACACGACCUUACUUGAACAGGAUCCGUUCAAUAGGUUGUACAAUUGUGUCCUUGAGUUCUAAAAAACAAAACAAAAAGAAGGAUGAUGAUUUGAAGCUUUUCAAGAUUUUUCCUUUCCUUUGAACAAUAUUUUAUCCCCAUCUUUUCUGGGGGGUGACAGAGGAGAAGUGUGUAGUUGUUCUUAGUACCAUGUACAGACAGAAGAGAUGAAUUAUGAAGUGUGUUACAACUUACAACA
Messenger RNA from Benincasa hispida (wax gourd), 5063 nucleotides. RefSeq lists its product as uncharacterized. The record is from RefSeq and is a predicted model, not a curated record. Lineage: Eukaryota; Viridiplantae; Streptophyta; Magnoliopsida; Cucurbitales; Cucurbitaceae. Gene Ontology annotation, molecular function: protein binding.